GCGCGAUGGAUUGGCAACAGGCAGCCUGGCAGAGUGUGUGCAAGUGUAGUCAUGGCUGUCUGACAAAACAUUCGAAAUAACAAGAAUUAACGCGGCGGUUGGUUGUCGAGGGUGCGAUGUCGUGUUGCCCGCGAGGCGCAACACUGUCCUGACUCAGGUUACGAACGGUUGGUCAGUGACACGCCAGCGAAGGAUCGAUUCGCGGCCGCCUGGCACGUUUCACGGUGCGCCCGCUAUAGAUCACCGUCAGGAAUAAUAAUAAAUAAGUGGAUCGGACUGUGGAUCAGAGAGGGGAAAAAAUCAUCGUGUCGCGGAACCGAAGACGAUCUCGCGCAAGAACGCCUCUCGGUGCUCCGUUCCGUGGUUUCCUUGCUGAGGCGAGCGUCGUGUUCCAACUUCGACCACCGACAACGAUCGAUUACGCAAGAUGACCAUUCUGUCGAAGAAGAAGACGAACGCUUCGAAGGACAGACGGGAAGGAGGUAGUACGUCCGAAGUCGACGUCCACGGCGUGCAGAACGAGCACAACCCCGGGUCCAUCGCGCUACCAAACAGCCCGUAUCAGGUACGUGCAGCGAAUGGUUUCGCGGUUGAUCUACAUGGGGUACAGAGCGAUCAUGGAUCCGGUUCCAUCGUUCUUACGGGAGGCUCGUACGAGUCAAGUGUAGAUCGUCGAGAAGACAAGCAUUUUGAAGAAGGAAGUGGUCCCAGUCAUGGCAAGCGUCAUAGGCAACGGGCAAGUCCUCAUAGUAGCUGUAUCGGAAGAAAUUCACGUUCCAAACGUGAAAGAGAAAGAGACAGAGGGCGAGAAAGAGACAGGGAGAGAGAAAGAGAACGUGAAAGACAGGCUACACCUCCCACUGCAUCUGGCAGUGGUUUACAAGCUACAGAUGGUAGUGUCAUAGCUAACAACCGAAUGGCUAUUGUUGGGGCUGCUGCAAAUAUAGAACAUGAAUUAGCUAAUGGAUAUAACAGUGGUGAUGAAUAUACUGGCAGAACUGGGAAUAAUCUUACACUAGCUGAAUGGCAAGAGCGAGAUAGGUGGUUUGAGAAACGAAUGCGGAAAAUGGGAUUUAUUGUCAAGAAAAUGGGUGAAGACGGAGCAUGUCUGUUUAGAGCUGUUGCAGAUCAAGUUUAUGGUGACCAAGAAAUGCAUGGUGUAGUUCGGAAGCAUUGCAUGGAUUAUAUUGCUUCCAAUCAAGAAUUUUUCUCUCACUUCGUAGCGGAAGAUUUUAGCACGUAUGUAGAUAGGAAACGGCAAGAGUAUGUACAUGGGAAUCAUAUAGAGAUGCAAGCAAUGUCUGAAAUGUAUAAUCGUAGCAUUCAGUUAUAUUGCUACAGUACUGAACCUAUUAAUAUUUUCCAUACGAUGGUUGAAAGUGAUAAUGAACCAAUACGAUUGUCUUACCAACGUGGUAGCCAUUAUAAUAGUAUAGUAGAUCCGUAUAAAGCUACAAUUGGCGUUGGUCUUGGCUUACCAUCAUUUAACCCUGGCGCUGCAGAUCGACAGCUUAUAUCAGAUGCAGUUCGUCAAAGCGAAGAAUUACAUAUUGAACAGAAUUUUUGUGCGCAGACUAUGCUAGAAGAUAAAAUAAAAGCAACUGAUUGGGAAGCAACGAACGAAGCUAUAGAAGAACAAGUUGCCAGGGAAAGUUAUUUGCAAUGGUUAAGGGACAAUGAAAUGCGAAAAGCUCGAUCAGCCAGUAGCAGCAGUACAAGUACGGUAACAAGUGCGCAACACAGUCACGCGCAUUUUCAUCCUCAUGGAGGUCGUGGUCAACAACGUAGCCACACUUCUUCUCCGACCACAACUCAAACUAGCCAAGAUAAUUUGCGUAAUUCACCAAAAGUAAACGAUUCCGUAAGAUAUAAUAAAAGAUCCCCGCAACAUCAGUCAACACAAGGAUCAACUAUGUCUCACCUUGCCUCAGACUAUGAAUCUAAAAUCUCUCAGGAACCUGUACCAGGUAGCAGUAAAGAGGCUCACGCUUCACCGGAUAUCUCGUUAUUUAAUCGUCUUCCUCCUGAAGUGUUUGGUUUGACUGAUUGGGAAGACAGUGAUAUACUUACGCAAGUUUUGGCUACGUCACAGCAAGAAUACUUGGACAGCUUGAAACAAUCACGGAGUUCUACCUCCUCUGGAAAUGAUACUAACAAUAUACUAGAUUCCAGUAAUAGUUAAUUUUUAAAAUCGUUAUCGAUAAAGUUUAAAUGAAUACUGAAGCAAAAAUAUAUGCAUUUGUAUGCAGCGUUUUUCAUAGGAUGUGAUAUAUCCGAAAAAUAAGAUAGUUCUAAAUCAAAAAAAGAAAAGAAAAAAAGAAUGAAGCAAUUCUUAGUGUUAUCACAUGGUCAUUAGUCACUGAGAGUCAUCGAUGAUUGUGUUGAAUGCAUGCCUAAUAAACUUAAUUACCGAUUUAUUACAAUACGUCAUACUAAUUUUUGUUAAAAUCACUGUCAAAUUAGAUUCAAAUUGCAAGGUAUAUCGAGUUUCCAAAGAAAUGGUUGGAUCGUAAUUUUAUCUAAUACAAUUACAAUGUAUUUAUAAGAUUUAGAAUCUUGGUAAAUGCGUGAAUGUAAGUCGAAUAUUUUAUAGUAGCAGAAGUAACAGUAUGAGCAAAUCAAUAUUCUUCUUUGAUAAAACAAUUAAUAUAUAGAAGUGUUUUAAGUUUAUUAAGGAUGCAUCUGCUUUCCUCCUCUAAUAACGUUAAAUAUAAUUAACAAAGAAAUGAUCACGUAAAAGCAUCAAGAAUUGUUCUCUUUAGUUAAAACGUUUUUGGUUUUACAUAUGGGUUUGACAAUGCAUCUUAUGGGAUACUCUGUACAUAUUGCAGUAUCAUCUAAUUGCACUAGGGUAUAAGGUGGUUUGCUUUUUUUCAUUGAAAGUAAAUGUUUGGUCAGCAUAAUCAUCGUUCAAUUUCAUUUCAGACUUAACUAUGUGUGCACGAGUGCUUCAGAAGUACGUAAUCGUGUAUACGUAAAACGUGUGCACUUUUUUUUUUUUUUUGAAAAAUUAGUGUAGCCAUAUUGUUUUAUCAGCAGUGUUUCAUAUUACUAUGGUCAAGAAAUUUUUUACGAUCGAUCCUUAAAAAGUAAUCCCUUUUCUGUCGUUGUCCAUCUAUAUUAAAGUCUCUGCGUGUUCUUGAAUGCAGCGUUCAUCUCAUUAUGGAUUAUGCAAUUUAAUCAGGUCAAUUGCGUCGUCACAUACUCUUUUUUUCUUUUUUUUUUUUUUUUGGGGUGGUAUGAUAUGAUACAUCUAAACGCUUUAGAAAAAAACGAAAUCUUUAUUGCGUUAUUUGUAAAAAAAGACAAAUAAAACUACUAUAUGUAAUUUAA
Messenger RNA from Frieseomelitta varia, 3333 nucleotides. RefSeq names its product OTU domain-containing protein 5-B (gene Duba). Bases 428 to 2182 code for a protein of 584 amino acids. NCBI's taxonomy places the organism in Eukaryota, Metazoa, Arthropoda, Insecta, Hymenoptera, Apidae. The record is from RefSeq and is a predicted model, not a curated record. Gene Ontology annotation, molecular function: K63-linked deubiquitinase activity; cysteine-type deubiquitinase activity. The transcript is spliced from 12 exons. Gene Ontology annotation, biological process: protein deubiquitination.